Limulus polyphemus (Atlantic horseshoe crab) is the source of this 2332-nucleotide messenger RNA. Its product is annotated as glycine receptor subunit alpha-3-like. The coding region runs from base 170 to 1393 and encodes 407 amino acids. Lineage: Eukaryota; Metazoa; Arthropoda; Merostomata; Xiphosura; Limulidae. Gene Ontology annotation, biological process: regulation of membrane potential; chloride transmembrane transport; signal transduction. Gene Ontology annotation, cellular component: membrane; neuron projection; synapse. The record is from RefSeq and is a predicted model, not a curated record. Gene Ontology annotation, molecular function: chloride channel activity; neurotransmitter receptor activity; transmembrane signaling receptor activity. The transcript is spliced from 9 exons.
GGAGUGCUAGCUUGUAACAGUAACUGCACAGAGCUGCAUGACAACAAUUGGCAACCUUGUUCGUAAAAUGUUGUCUAAUAAGUUAUUUUAAAAGCUGUUUAGUUCGUUGCACGAAACUUCUCAGCAUUUGGACAAUAACAGCUUGAGAUGACUCAGUGAAUUUACAACGAUGGCUUGCACGAAGUAUAUGAUUCAUAUAUCUGUGAUAUUUCUACUAAUUAUCAACGUGUCAAGGCAAGAAAUUCUGGAUUUCGACAACAUAUUGCCUGCCAACCCUAAAAACUACGAUAACCUGCAACCUCCAAGAGAAAAAGGUCAGCCUACUGUUGUGCGUUUUCACGUCACAGUUCUAAGUCUAGACUCUAUAGACGAAGGUUCAAUGACUUACGUCGCUGAUAUAUUUAUGUCACAAAGCUGGAAGGACCACAGAUUACGACUUCCUGAAAACAUGACAAUGUACUACCGGCUACUUCCAGUUAGUUGGCUCAAACAGAUGUGGAGACCAGACUCUUUUUUUAAAAAUGCCAAGAAAGUGACAUUCCAAGAAAUGACUAUUCCAAACCAUUACAUUUGGCUAUACAACGAUAAAACUAUCCUUUAUAUGGUGAAGUUAACGCUUCUCUUAUCUUGUGCUAUGAAGUUCGAGACUUAUCCCCACGAUACCCAAACGUGCACUUUAAAAAUUGAAAGCUUGUCGUAUACUACUGAUGAUCUAGUCUUCGACUGGGAAGAAGAAGUACCACUGGUGGUGGACGAUUCAAUUGAGCUACCACAACAUAACCUAGUGGAGACCAAACUAGGAGACUGUACUCAGGUGUACUCUACAGGAAAUUUCACGUGCAUCAAAGUAAUCUUCAAGUUAAAGCGCCGUCUAGGAUAUUACAUGUUUCACACGUACAUCCCUACUUGUUUGAUUGUCAUCAUGUCUUGGAUUUCCUUUUGGAUCAAACCGGAAGCUGUUCCGGCCCGCGUCACACUUUGUGUAACUAGUUUGCUAACUCUGUCGACUCAACAUGCGCAAUCGCAGAAGUCACUUCCACCGGUGUCCUAUAUCAAAGCGAUUGAUAUCUUCAUGUCGUCUUGUACAGUCUUUGUAUUUGCUUCACUAAUGGAGUACGCUGUUGUGAAUAUCAUAUCUGGUGAUGGUGACAGUGAUAGCAACGAACCAGUAAAAACGAACUUACGAAGUGUCGUCCUUUCGGCAAAGGAAGGGAGCAAGGUUCCAAAUGGGGCUAAAACAACACUGCUUCUAACCAGUGCCCAGAAAAGAAGAAAUAAUGUUAUCAUGAUAGACAAAGUUUCGCGCGUCGCUUUUCCCUUAUCCUUUGUACUGUUGAACGGAAUUUAUUGGUUUGUGUUCUUGAACAUAAGUGCAGAGAAUUUUGAAAUCUGACGAAGUUCUGAUUCAGUUUUCACCGGACUGGGUACUAUGGCAUGAUUUAGGAUCUGGACUUAAUUAAACUUAAAUAACAUAUCAAGAGAAAAAAAAUACUACCCAAAUAUUUCGCUGUGAAAUGAUACAGUAAAAGUACGUUCAACUGGUACAUCAUUUUAUGCACUGGUGAACUUGGUGGAGUGAAUAAAUGGAUGGCUGAUGGCCGAUAAUGAAAAAAGCGUUGCGACAGUGGACUUGUUGCUGAAUGGUUGCUUACAAGCUACAGAAAUACUGAUCACGUGAAGGAAUGUAGUUGAAAAUUCGUAGCAUUAAUAGUGAAUUGAAAAUCCGUGAAAUUAUAGAUCUAUGUAAUAGCGUAAAUAUUCGUAGAAACUCGAUACUCAUUUGGCUCCAAAAACAUAAUGAUACUUAUGUUCAUGUCGAUUACAAUAUGCCUAACAAGGGCUUCUUCAUCUUCUCUAUAGAUUACCACCUUUUGCUGAGUUUCUGAGCUGAGAGUAGAUUACUUUACGAUGCUGGCAAAUGUCAUGGUGUGAAUUACCUACGAUCAAAUAACAGAAAAAACUUUGUUCUCUUAGCAUUCUGGAAUAAUUGGCUUGUAAAAGUACUCAGAAGACGUAAUCUUUCUCUCAGUGUAGUAUAUUAGUAGAUUCUAACUUUUCAAUAAUGCACUUUGUAGUUAAUUUAAGCAGUAGGACAUUCAUGUUAAUAUAUUCCAGUAUAAAAAUGUUUAAUGACCUUUACGGGUACGACAUAACCUGUCAUUUCACUUCGUCUUUCUAUAAGUAGAGCUUAUAUGUAAGUAUGAUAUCGUAUUAACAUAUUAAAAACAAAAAAAACAAAAACAAUUCAAAUGUCUUUAUGAGCAAGCUUUUAUUAUUUGAUUGUGAGAUAAUAAGAAACUUUAAAUUGAACGAAUCUUAAAAGUUUUAAAAA